AUGUCAGUUGUCAAAUUCCAUCCAAAUUGUGAAACUAGGAAAUGGACAGUGUUAGGGGAAACAAGGGUAGGAAUAUUUGCAAAACAAGAUAUAUCUGUUGGAACGGAGUUGGCAUAUAACUAUAAUUUUGAGUGGUACGGGGGUGCAACUGUUCGUUGUCUAUGUGGAGCUGCAAACUGUUCUAUAUUUCUGGGUGCCAAGUCUCAAGGAUUCCAGGUUGCAGGCGGACAUAGUAGGAGGGAGAGAGAUGGAUUGUUUUCUGGAGUGGAGGAAAUUCCACUUUAUGACUCGGCAGAGGAUGAAACUUUUCCAGUGAUCUCUGGAAGUGGAACUAGUGGAGGAAAUGAGAACACUACGUGCAAGCUGGAACUAAAUGUCAUGGAACCGCAUUAUUCAGCUCCACCCGGCAUCAUUGAAGUAAAAGCAAUGACCACUGAGGUGAAUGAGCAGGGUCAGUUGUAUCCUAUAGAUAUCCAUCAACAAUUUCAGCAGGCAGAUCCAAUAUCUCGCAUCCGAAGUAAUAGCACAUCUAAGAAUUAUAAUAUUGGAUCUGGUUCAACACCAAAGAAGAAGUCUCAACAUAUUCCCGAGCGAAAGGUCAAUUCUUCCAACCGUAAGCAAGUGAAUGAUGUCGAUUUUGCUAAAAUGUUUGCAUCAAAGGAAGCAUGGGAAGAAGUUACUAAGUACGAGGUAUGA
Molecule: messenger RNA, 696 nt
Organism: Nicotiana tabacum (common tobacco)
Lineage: Eukaryota; Viridiplantae; Streptophyta; Magnoliopsida; Solanales; Solanaceae
Source: RefSeq, a predicted model, not a curated record